AUGACUGGUUCACCUGCAACGCCGGCUGCCUUAGGCCUGAAGAUGGUCGACGAAUCGGUCAAGGAGACCAAGACCUCAGCUCAAGAGAAGACGAAUGGCAUAUCAACCACAAACGGCAAAGAGUCAAAUGGUGACUCCACCAACGGCGAGAGCGUCGAGAAAGACGGGGCCUCAGCAGAGACCAACAGCGAGGAGAACAAUGAGGAUGAGGAGGAGAAGCCCAAGAAGCCACUCGCUCCCUUCGGCUCAAUCGCUUCUACUAAGAACAUCUACAAGUCCGCCAAAGACAGCGAUGGCAACUGGACAUGGGUAGACAAGUAUCCGGAAGACGUGCAGGAAGCCGCCGAGAACGAAGAGACGGAGCAAUACGCCGUCGUGGUGCGCAACGUCAAGAGCAACGACAGCCGGAAGAAGCUUGAGGCCGAUUCCAUCGUCAUUCAGAGCCCCUGGCUGAAGAAGGCCUUGGGCGUGAUCUUGGACGGCUACACUGGCGUCGCUUGUGAGCUGGAACGUCUCGAGUUCGACGCUCCCUUCCGCCCCUUUGUACAUCGCUGGACGGAAUUCCGCAAGUACAUGGGCAAGAAGGACCUCGAUGCAAACACCAAGGAGCAUCUGACUAUCCUACAUGACAUCCUCCAGUACGAAAUUGGGAACACCAUCAAGGCAUUCGAGGAUUACGUCGCAAAGGGCGUCAUCACAUUCGAGCAUCUGUGGAUGAUCUUCCAGCCCGGUGCCAUCGUCCUCUCAGCCCACAAGGGUCCUCUAUCAGCCUUCGAGCUUGAGGAGACAGAGUACAUGGAGAACAACUGCGGUAAGUUUCUCCAGCUGCGCGCCGACUGCGUCGACUACGGCGGCAAGGAGUUCGGCCGCUACGGCGAGCGCAUCAACAUCUCCGAGUUCCUCGGCACUAAGAAGAUCACCGGCCUCAACGCUUUCCCCUGGGCAUUCCACGCCCAAAAGGAGAAGCUGCGUACCAGCCUUAUCCAGCGCGGCAAGAUCUUUGAGGAGCUGGCUGGGCACAACUACAAGCAGUACUCGGGCACUGCCAUCACCUGGGACAGCGAGGGCAACGAGGUGCCCAUCCAGGUCGAAGGCCGCAUCGUAGUUGACAUCAACUCAUUCAAUCGCUUCAGCCCUUACCGCAACCGUUACGUUGACGACUGGAACGCAAAGGACAUGGAGGCUCUUUCAGCGUGGAAGCGUCAGCAUGGGCUGGGCAAGGACGGCAACCUCAAGCUGACUCCUUACCACCAGAUGCUGGCGCGGUCUCGGACCCGGGGCUACUCCCUCAAGCUGAAGAAGUGGCUAGACUUCUUCGUCGAGCAGGUCAGCGAGAUCACCUGGAACACAAACGCCUUCGACAAGCUUGUUUUGCCCGAGGACCAGAAGGAACUGAUCCUCGCCUUCUCUGAGUCGCAACUUGACGGCUCUACUUUUGACGAUGUCAUCUCCGGCAAGGGCAAGGGCAUCAUCUGUCUCCUUUCGGGCCCCCCUGGUGUAGGCAAGACUCUGACGGCGGAAGCUGUCGCUGAGAACCUCCGCGUUCCCUUACACACUCUCAGCUCGGGCGAUCUGGGCUCGCAGCCGUGGGAGGUCGAGCACGGCCUCUCACGCAUCCUCGAACUCGUGGCGCGGUGGAACGCGAUCCUGCUCCUAGAUGAGUGCGACGUCUUCCUCGAGGCACGCUCUACGCACGAUCUUGAGCGCAACAAGGUCGUCUCCAUUUUCCUUCGGACGCUUGAAUACUACGAGGGCAUCCUCUUUAUGACGACUAACCGCGUUGACAACAUCGACUUGGCCUUCCAGUCACGCAUCCACGUAUCGCUCGAGUACCCGGACCUUACCCCGGAGUCUCGUCGCCAGAUCUGGCGCAACUUUUUGCAGGGGGCCACGCUCAAGAGCGAGGUCUCCGAUGAGGAUAUCGCUCAAUUGUCUGAGCUAAAGCUCAAUGGCCGACAGAUCAAGAACAUUCUCAAGACUGCGCAGUUGCUGGCUGCUAGGAAGAAGAGUCCACUCAAGCGCAGUUUCAUUGACAUUGUUCUUAACAUCGAGAAGCGGCGGCCUGGAGGACAGGCUUCUUAG
Molecule: messenger RNA, 2082 nt
Organism: Colletotrichum acutatum
Lineage: Eukaryota; Fungi; Ascomycota; Sordariomycetes; Glomerellales; Glomerellaceae
Product: ATPase
Exons: 2
Coding region: 1-2082 (693 amino acids)
Molecular function (GO): ATP hydrolysis activity; ATP binding
Source: RefSeq, a predicted model, not a curated record